Messenger RNA from Penaeus indicus, 3472 nucleotides. It is a transcript of the gene Sardh, whose product is annotated as sarcosine dehydrogenase, mitochondrial-like. Gene Ontology annotation, molecular function: oxidoreductase activity; protein binding. Gene Ontology annotation, cellular component: mitochondrion. The transcript is spliced from 15 exons. Lineage: Eukaryota; Metazoa; Arthropoda; Malacostraca; Decapoda; Penaeidae. Bases 180 to 2939 code for a protein of 919 amino acids. The record is from RefSeq and is a predicted model, not a curated record.
UGUAGCGUCGCUGAGGAAAGGUCCGGUUCCGCACAAGAGUUCCUCGGUUGCCUAGUCCCGUCCCGUUACAGAACAAGAAACGGAGGAGUAUCACUCCUCUUAACAGUGGCUUAUCUAUCAUUCUUCAUUGGCAUAUCUUCCAUUACCAGACGGGCACUCUCUGCUAUAGAACGUGAAAGAUGAUGGCCGCGUCCUUGCGCCGCUGGAGGAAAGUGUGGCCGCAGGUUAGCUGCGUCCGGGCGGCGAGUGGCAUGGAGGGCGUCCCUUACAAGGACACAAUAAAGGACAAAUCAGUGCACGCGCCCCAGACAGUUCCUUGCGAGGCAGACGUAGUGGUGGUCGGUGGAGGCUCGCUCGGCUGCAACGCACUCUACCACCUGGCUAAGUUGGGCGUCACCAACACCGUUCUGCUGGAGACUCACCAGAUCACGUCAGGUACGACAUGGCAUACCGCGGGCUUACUGUGGCGUCUGAGACCCAGCGACGCAGAGAUUCACUUGAUCAACACAACGAGGGAGCUUCUGGCAAGAUUAGAAGAUGAGACAGGUGUUAAUCCUGGUUGGAUUAAUAACGGAGGUUUAUUCAUAGCGUCAAGCAAAGAAAGACUACAAGAAUACAAACGUCUAAUGACUGUAGGCCGAGUCCAAGGCAUUGAGAGCUACGUGCUGGACCCUGCUGAGACCAAGAAAUUGUACCCACUCAUGAACGUUGACGAUCUGGCCGGUACACUGUAUUGCCCCGGAGACGUACAUGUAAAUGUAGUAUCAUGGAUGUUAUACACAUCAUUCCACAGACCUAAAUAUCUACAAAUAAAAUGUCUCUGGAAAUGUCAGAUGUUCGCCGUGGGAGGGUCUAGGGCUGCUAGGUUCUGCUGGGUUGCUCGUGUCCAUGCUCGAGAGGAGUAUUCCAAUACUGAGCGAAAUUGUGACUUCCCGGAGAAAGGAGACGGAGAAUCAUUAUAUUUGGUUAGGAAGUUGCAGCAGAAAAGAUGUUGGGCUAACGACAUAGCUAACAUGGUGGGCGUAGAAGUUCCUUUGGCACCUAUGAAGCACGCUUAUGUGGUGACUGAAAGGAUCCCUGGCAUAGAGAACAUGCCUAAUGUCAGAGAUCACGACGCUUCCGUGUACUUGAGACUACAGGGCGAUGCUCUCUCUGUGGGUGGUUACGAAAACAAUCCAGUCUCUCUUGAUAAGGUUGAGCGAGAGUUCUCCUUCGGGCUCUACGAGCUGGACUGGGAUAUUUUCAUGGCGCAUAUCGAAGGCGCCGUUAAUAGGGUGCCUGUGCUGGAGAACACUGGCAUCAAAUCAACUGUGUGCGGCCCAGAAUCUUUUACUCCUGACCACAAACCCGUAAUGGGUGAGGACCCGACAGUAGAAGGAUUCUUUCACUGCUGUGGUUUUAACAGUGCAGGCAUGAUGCUGGGAGGAGGAUGUGGGGACCAGAUUGCAAAAUGGGUUGUCCACGGUCGACCCGAAAUUGAUAUGUUUGGUUACGACAUCAGGCGAUACCACACCCCUCUUAACGCCAACAAACCGUGGGUCUUAGAGCGCUCUCAUGAGUCAUAUGCAAAGAAUUACAGUAUUGUAUUCCCACACGAUGAACCCCUUGCUGGUCGCAAUCAGAGGCGGUCUCCGCUUCACAAUGUGCUGGAGGACCUCGGCUGUGUAUUUCAGGAGAGGCAUGGCUGGGAGCGUCCUGGCUGGUACAACACCGUCCCUGCCCCAACACAGCCGUAUGAUUGGUAUGGCUUCUAUGGCAACGACCUCAGCUCAGAUACAAGAUACAAGACAAUGCUAACUGCUGAUUAUACUUUCGACUUUCCCCAUCAUCAUGAUCUGAUACAGAAGGAGUGCCUAGCCUGCCGUAAUGCUGCCGCCAUCUUCGACAUGUCUUAUUUUGGAAAGUUCUACCUGACAGGACCAGAUGCACAGAAAGCCGCCGAUUGGCUAUUCUCGGCAGACGUGGCAAGGGAUCCAGGUUCUACUGUUUACACUUGUAUGCUCAACCACAGAGGAGGAAUUGAGGCCGACCUUACUGUGAGUGUGUGUGACGGCGGAGAGGGAUCACCUUGUGAUCCAAAGUUUGAGGGGCGCGGGUUCUACUUAGCAGCAGGAGGCGCAGCAGCCCUUCAGAACCUGGCCCAUGUCACCAAAGAAUUAAGAUCUCAUAAGUGGAAUGUCCAGAUCCUGGACCACACAGAUGACAUGGCCAUGCUAUCCAUCCAAGGGCCCAACAGCAGAGCCAUUCUACAGCAGCUGAGUGACACAGACUUCAGUGAUGCAGCAUUUCCUUUUUCUUCACACAAAGUGAUCACAAUAGCUGGCCACAAGGCAAGGGCACUUAGGUUGUCCUUCGUUGGUGAAAUGGGUUGGGAACUUCAUGUACCUAACGAGUCAGCAGUUGCAGUCUACAAGGCGGUGAUGGCUACUGGGGAGCCUCUUGGGUUAGUCAAUUCUGGUUAUCGAGCCAUUGACUCUCUAUCUUGUGAGAAGGGCUAUCGCCAUUGGCAUGCUGAUGUACGUCCUGAUGACACACCCCUUGAGGCUGGCCUUGCAUUCACCUGCAAGCUUAAGACAGAUACAAAUUUUCUUGGGCGCCAAGCCAUUGAGCGUCAGAAAGCAGAGGGCAUCAGGAAGAAGCUCGUGACUUUGACCCUGGAUGACCCAUCAAAGCCUCUGUGGGGUCUUGAGGGAAUUUGGCGAAACAACGAAGUCCUAGGGUAUGUGAGACGCGCUGAAUAUGCCUUCUACCUUGGCCGUGCCAUAGCAUAUGGGUACGUUGAGCGGCCAGAUGGGGAGCGGAUCACCAGCGACUUCCUUGAAAGUGGCUCUUGGCAGCUCGAAGCCAUGGGAACUAUGCUUGAUGCUUCGCUUCAUGUUCGGCCGCCAUUUGAUCCCAAGAAUUUACGCGUGAAAGGACUAUAUAGUGAAGUCAACUAAAUAGUCGAGUUUUCAACUGCUGGCUAAACGUUGUUGAGUCCAGUAUCUUCAUAUAUUUUGUUCAUGACAGUUCCUGCCUUAUAUGCCACUAAGACAUUCCUCAAACAUGUUGUUUUCUUUUAAGUGUUGGGUAUUUUUUGAUGGAUGAAGAUUUUUGAUAUAUAGGUUUUUAUUAUUAUCCACAAUUUCCAUGAGGUCUAUUCCAGUGUCAUUAUAUAUUUGUUCUUAGUUGUAGAAAUUCUAGAUGCAUGAUUUUAUCAUAUGCUAAAUGCUAAUCUUUCGUUUUUUUGUGUUCGGGAAGCACAUCUUACUUGACAGGGUGCCAAAUCGUUCCUUAUGGUACGCAGUGAAUUUGUUGUAUGAUGUACUAAGUAUUCAUUUAAUACAGACCAAUCAGAAAUAUUUUGAAUACACGUUAAUAAAAAAUAUGGGUGAUUAUUCGUCAAACCUUUUGACAUACAGAUAAUAGUUUUGUUUCCUUAUGUAUGAAAUCAGAAACUCUGGAUUAAAGAUAAUGAUAUUUCAGAGAAAAA